Messenger RNA from Myotis myotis, 8012 nucleotides. RefSeq names its product EMAP like 4 (gene EML4). Gene Ontology annotation, molecular function: microtubule binding. Gene Ontology annotation, biological process: microtubule cytoskeleton organization. Bases 2975 to 5716 code for a protein of 913 amino acids. NCBI's taxonomy places the organism in Eukaryota, Metazoa, Chordata, Mammalia, Chiroptera, Vespertilionidae. The record is from RefSeq and is a predicted model, not a curated record. The transcript has 24 exons. Gene Ontology annotation, cellular component: mitotic spindle.
GGGGAAGAAAGAAACAUAAAAAAAUUGAUGCUUCACAUAAUGUUGAUUAAAGAAACUUUCAGUUUUAUAUUUUUACCUUAGAAUUACGUUGUAAAGUUUUCUUACUAUGGGUCACAGUCAGAUGAAAGGUACACUUCUAGUGGCUAAUCCCCAUCUUUGAGAGACUAGGUGAGAGGAUGAACAAUCAGAAGUAGUUAUAUUAAAUUGUGUUCUUUGUUUUUGAACUUUUUAGAAUCUGAAUAUAACAGUUCGAAUACGGUUAAUAGCAGCAAAAAAUAUAUAUAGUUCUAAAAUCAGUUUAAAAUAUGUUUUUAUUAAUUUUAGAGAGAGAGGGAUAGAGAAAUGGAAACAUCAGUGAGAGAUACUUCUGUAUACCCCCUGCUGUGGAUGGAGCCUGCAACCCUGGGCAUGUGCCUUGACCAAGGGGGAAGGAGAUCGGAUUGGAAAUGGGGACCUGUUGGUUUAUGGGUCGACGCUUAACCAUUGAGCCACAACCUGGGCUAGAAUCAGUUUAAUUGAGGCAAACUCAGUAUGCAGAAAUGUGGUUUUAUAAAACUGAUAGGUUAGGAUAUGUUACUUACUUUGUAAAGGAUUUAAAAAAAUGUUUUUUUUCCAAAAUAAUUUACCAUAUUGUGUUUUUAGCUUUUCUGAUGAAGUUAUCUAUUUCUUGACUGAUUCUCCCCUCGUUAGCUAUUGAAAAUGUAUCUGGUCUUUAAGGCAUGGCUCAAGCACACUUUUUUUUUCUCUCCUCAGGAGGCUGUGCCUGAUUAUUUCAGUCUUGCACACAUACCAUUGCACUAUGGUGCUUCUAAAGUGGAGGAGACUGAGCACUUACACCUAAGGGAUCUGGGGGUGUAGCCAAAACUUGGAGUUUAUGUAACUUAAAAGUUUAUAUGAUAAUUUCACAACCGUUAUAAUAAGAAUUGAUUCAGAUAGGAAUCAUUGAUAGAUGCUAAAUCUAGGGGAUAUUUUGAUGAGCAGGAUUUUUGUAUGGUCUUAAAUAUCUAUAUAUUGCUUAUUAGUUGCAAGGGGAAAAAUAUCAUAACACUAUACAGUCGUGAAAUAACACCUUGAGUGCAUGAUCAAAAUAAAUAGCACUAGUGGACAUUGUGUGCCUUUGAAUGUGAUGCCCUGAGAACACAUCACUUAUGCAGUUCUCUAGUAAGUAAUGCAUAACCUGAAUCUGAUCAUGAGGAAACGCUGAAUUCUUUUUAAAAAGUAUUAAUGUUAUAGAGACAAAGGAAGACUAUGGAAAUGUUCCAGAUUAAAGGAGAUUAAAGAGACAUGGCAACUGCAAUACCUGAUUCUAGACUGGAUCUUGUAUUAGAGGGCAUAAUGCUAUAAAGGAUGAUUGCAUAAUUGGAUCACUUGGCAAAAUGAGAAAGUGGAUGGUAGAUUGGGUAAAUAAAAGUAUUGCAUCAAUAUUAAAUUUAUUGAAGUUGAUAACUAUCCUAUUUUAUUCUUAGGCACUACACACUGGAGUUUUCAGGGGAAAAGGGCCAUGGUAUAUGUAAUUUACUCUCAACUUGUUCCCCCCCAAAAUUGUGUAAUAUGUAUAUGUGUUUUACUAGUAUAUAUGUACAUAUAAAUGCAUGUAUGUAUACAUAGCCGUAUAGAGAGGGACAUAGAGAGGGAGGAAGUGAUGACAGAGGAUGGGAGGAUACUCAAGUACAAAUAAAGCAAGUGAGUAAAAUGUUAACAAUAGGUAUAAAAACUAUGGAUAUUCUUGUUCUUAACACUUUUUCUGUAAGCUUGAAAUUACUUUCAACUGAAAUUUUUUUAAAAAUCAAACUUUACAUAUUACUCCAUAAUAUAGUAUUUUAAAAACAUGGAAAUAGAAAUAUCUCCUGUCCCAAAAAAUUCCAGGCAAACUCUUGGGAUAAACUGUGGCUCCCAAGAAUAUGUUCCAUGUAUAUCAUGUGGUUUCCUUUUAUCCCUAGGCCUCAGUUUGGGAAACAUGCCUCGGGGCCAGAGGCAGCUGUGGUUCAAAUUUAGCCGACAGACAUGUUUUGUUUGGCCCUUUUGAGUGUUUGAAAGAUUGGGAAAUUUCACAUAAAAAUCUGGAUCUUUGGUUUCUCUUGAAAAAUGGAAUGAUCUUGCCACUCUGGGCUUGCGUUCCAUAGAUGAUGUGUAUACUCACUAAGUGGUGUGACAGGUAAGCAGCUCCCGUCCCUACCUUACACAUCGUUUGUUUCACAUGUGUUUGCAGCCUCUACCUAGCCCAAGAGCUAGGGGUGUCUGUCUUUUUCAUACUUUUAACAAUUUCAGAAUUAAAUUGCAGAACUGACGCCCUGUCACCUGCUAACCUUUUAGUGUGUGCAUCCUAUAAACAAGGAAAUUCUCCUAGAUAACCAUACUAUAACCAAGCAAAACAGGAAAUUAAUGUUGAUACAUUACUAUAAUCCUCAGCCUAUGCAAGUUUUGCUAAUUGUCUUAAUAAUAUCUUUUAUGGCAAAAGGAUCCAGUUUAGAAUCAAAUGUUGCAUUUAGUUGUCCUGUUGCCUUAGUCUGCUUCAGUCUGGAGCAGUUUCUUAGUCUUUCCUUGAGUUUUGUGACCUUGACACUUUGUAAGAUUAUAGGCCAAGUUGUUCUGCAAAAUGGCCCUAAAUUUGAUGUUUCCUCCUGAUUAGAUGCAAAUUAUGUAUCUUUGGCACCAAUGCCACAGAAGUGAAGCUGUGUUUUGUUUCAUUGUAUCCUGUCAGAUGGCACGCAGUUUUCACUGUCCCAUUAACUAGUGAUGUCCAUUUGGAUCAUUGGAUUAAGAUGAUAGUAUAUCUGCUGCAAGUACUUCUGAUGUUCAAGAUCGCCUCUCAGCUCUUGAAUUACGAGUUCAACAACAAGAAGAUGAAAUCACUGUGCUAAAGGCAGCUUUGGCUGAUGUUUUGAGGCGUCUUGCAAGCUCUGAAGAUCAUGUAGCCUCAGUCAAGAAAUCAGUCCCAAGUAAAGGUCAAACAGGCAUUCGAGAAGCUAUUUCCAUGUCCUGUAUAACCAAUGGGAGUGGCACAAACAGAAAACCGAGUCAUACCAGCUCUGUCUCAGUUGCCAGAAAAGACACUUUUUCAUCUGCUGCUAAAAGUGGUACAGAAAAAAAGAAAGAAAAACCACAAGGACAGAGAGAAAAAAAAGAGGAAUCUCAUUCUAAUGAUCAAAGUCCACAAAUUCGAGCAUCACCUUCUCCCCAGCCCUCUUCACAGCCUCUCCAAAUACACAGACAAACUCAAGAAAGCAAGAAUUCUACUCCCACCAAAAGCAUAAAACGACCAUCAACAGCUGAGAAGUCACAUAAUUCCUGGGAAAAUUCAGAUGAUAGUCGUAAUAAAUUAUUGAAGGCAGUUUCAACAUCAAAAUUAAUAUCAAAAGUUAUAAAAAAUACAGACAAGCAUAAAGAUGUCAUCAUCAAUCAAGCAAAAAUGUCAACCCGUGAAAAAAACAGCCAAGAAGGAGACUAUAUUAAAAUGUUUAUGCGAGGUCGGCCAAUUACAAUGUUUAUUCCUUCUGAUGUUGACAACUAUGAUGACAUCAGAGCAGAACUGCCCCCUGAGAAGCUCAGACUGGAGUGGGUAUAUGGUUAUAGAGGAAAGGACUGUCGAGCUAAUGUUUACCUUCUUCCUACCGGGGAAAUAGUUUAUUUCAUAGCAUCAGUAGUAGUACUAUUUAAUUAUGAGGAAAGAACUCAACGGCACUACCUGGGUCAUACAGACUGUGUAAAAUGCCUUGCUGUACAUCCUGACAAAAUUAGGAUUGCAACUGGACAGAUAGCUGGAGUGGAUAAAGAUGGAAGGCCUCUGCAACCCCAUGUCAGAGUAUGGGAUUCAGUUAGUCUAUCCACACUGCAGAUUAUUGGACUUGGAACUUUUGAGCGUGGAGUAGGGUGCCUGGAUUUUUCAAAAGCUGAUUCAGGUGUUCACUUAUGUGUUAUUGAUGACUCCAAUGAGCAUAUGCUUACUGUGUGGGAUUGGCAGAAAAAGUCAAAAGGAGCAGAAAUAAAGACAACAAAUGAAGUUGUUUUGGCUGUGGAGUUCCAUCCAACAGAUGCAAAUACCAUAAUAACAUGUGGUAAAUCUCAUAUUUUUUUCUGGACCUGGAGUGGCAAUUCACUAACAAGAAAACAGGGAAUUUUUGGGAAAUAUGAAAAACCAAAAUUUGUGCAGUGUUUAGCAUUUUUGGGGAAUGGAGAUGUUCUUACUGGAGACUCAGGUGGAGUUAUACUUAUAUGGAGCAAAACUACUGUAGAACCCACACCUGGGAAAGGGCCGAAAGGUGUUUAUCAGAUCAGCAAGCAAAUCAAAGCUCAUGAUGGCAGUGUAUUUACACUUUGUCAGAUGAGAAAUGGGAUGUUAUUAACCGGAGGAGGAAAAGACAGAAAAAUAAUUCUGUGGGAUCAUGAUUUGAAUCCCGAAAGAGAAAUUGAGGUUCCUGAUCAGUAUGGAACAAUCAGAGCUGUUGCAGAAGGAAAGGCAGAUCAAUUUUUAGUAGGCACAUCACGAAAUUUUAUUUUACGGGGAACAUUUAAUGAUGGCUUCCAAAUAGAAGUCCAGGGUCAUACAGAUGAACUUUGGGGUCUUGCCACACAUCCCUUCAAAGAUUUGCUCUUGACGUGUGCUCAGGACAGACAGGUGUGCAUGUGGAACUCAAUGGAACACAGGCUGGAAUGGACCAGACUCGUAGAUGAACCAGGACACUGUGCAGAUUUUCAUCCAAGUGGCACAGUGGUGGCCAUAGGAACGCACUCAGGCAGGUGGUUUGUUCUGGAUGCAGAAACCAGAGAUCUAGUUUCUAUCCAUACAGAUGGGAAUGAACAGCUCUCUGUGAUGCGCUACUCAGUAGAUGGCACCCGCCUGGCUGUAGGAUCUCAUGACAACUUUAUUUACCUCUAUAUAGUCUCAGAAAAUGGAAGGAAAUAUAGCAGACAUGGAAAGUGCACUGGACAUUCCAGCUAUAUCACACACCUUGACUGGUCCCCAGACAACGAGUAUAUAAUGUCUAACUCGGGAGACUAUGAAAUAUUGUACUGGAACAUUACAGACAGCUGCAAACUAAUCAGGAAUCGAUCAGAGUGCAAAGACAUCGAUUGGACGACAUAUACCUGUGUACUAGGCUUUCAAGUCUUUGGUGUCUGGCCAGAAGGAUCUGAUGGGACAGAUAUCAAUGCACUGGUGCGAUCCCACAAUAGGAAGGUGAUAGCUGUUGCUGAUGACUUUUGCAAAGUCCAUCUGUUUCAAUAUCCCUGCUCCAAAGCAAAGGCUCCCAGUCACAAGUACAGUGCCCACAGCAGCCAUGUCACCAAUGUCAGUUUCACUCAUAAUGACAGUCACCUGAUUUCAACUGGUGGAAAAGAUAUGAGCAUCAUUCAGUGGAAACUUGUGGAAAAGUUGUCUUUGCCUCAAAAUGAGAUUGUAGUGGAUACUACUUUAACCAAAGCCCCCAUCUCUUCCAUUGAAAGUGUCAUGCAAUCUGGCACUCCCACACCACCUCCUUCCCAGCCCUUAAGUGAGACAGCUGAAGCAGCAAGUAGAAUAAGCAAUUCUCCCACACUUCUGGAGAACAACCUGGAACAGACUGUGGAGCCCAGCGAAGACCACAGUGAGGAGCAGAGCGAAGGGGGCAGUGAAGACCUCAGUGAGCCUGUUGAUGAAGAGCCAUCCAAUGAGAUGAGCCAGGAGCAGAGUGAAGCCCCUCCUACUGAGGACCAGCAAGACCCUGCACCUCUAUCCUAACACCAGGGCUUGAGUGUAUGUGAUAUUGAGCUAGAGUUCAGAUAACAGGACAGGAAGUGAUGGAGGAUCGCUACUGACCAAGAUUUUGGUUUCCAUGUGAUCAGUGUUCUUCAGUAGAAUUAUCUUCAAUCAAAUGGAACCAACCUAAAGGUUCGUUUUGGUGUGCGUUGAAGAUGAACCAAACUUAAUAGUAGGAAAGAGUGAAACUAUGUCUCAGAAAUUAUGUGUGUGUAAGUGGUGUGAUGUCAAUACUGGAAGCAAAAUAGCAGUUGUAUUGAUUUAAGACAAACCCCUUGUUAUCUGAACAUGUUUUCUUCAGGAACAACCAGAGGCAUCACAAAUACUGUUACUCAUCUACUGGCUCAGACUGCUACUUUUCUCCUGAUGCAGAAAAAGAAAUCAAAAAAGAAAAAAGGAAAAAAAAGCUCCUUAACUGAGAUAUCCUCCUACCCCAAAUGUGUAGUGGAAAUUUGUCAGUUAAGAAAAACUCAGUAUUGCCACUGGCAGUGGAGUUGCCUUCUUGAAUAAUAAUGCCAUUUCCUACACUACGGUAGAUAUCCAGGUCUGCUUGUUAGUCUACUGUAUAGGUGCUGCCUUUCCUAAGUCAUAAUGAGGAGCAGUCUGUUAGUUUCUUGUGUGCGAGUCUAUUUUAUCUUAGAACUAAGAAAGCAGUGGUUUGUUACAGAGCUCUUAAUGUAUAUUAAACCAUUGAUACGCAGAAAUAAUGGAUUCCUCCAAGGAUUCCUUUACUGGCCUGAACAUUUUUAAAUGUUAGGCAUAUGUGGGGAUGGAAGGAAAAAGAAACCGUAUGCCUAUAAAACUAAAUUGUAAUUACUGGGCUAAUUUUAACUUAGACUUCAACAUAAUUUGUUCCCUCAACAGCAGAAAUAUAAAUACAGUAAGUUUAAAUGAUUGAAUUGGUGCUUGAAGUUUAUUGGCUUAGCUGUAAUUUUUACACAGAUUAAUGAUAUUGAGGGAUAAGAUACUCAGCAAAUUGCAAAUUCUUUUUUACAGAAGUGUGAAUAAACAGUCAUAAUUCUUUUUAUAAAUUGCAUACUUAACAGACUUGCUAUAUAUGGUCAUUUUUCUCUGGUGGAAGUUGCUAUAAGCCUUGCAAUUAUAAUGUGGUUAUCUUCUGCUAGUUUAGGCAAUGCAUGUAUUAUUAUGCAUUGGAUAGUAGUUUUUGUUUUUAAGUUUUGUCAGAUGACUUUGUUUUUAAGUAUGUGUUUCCCUACUUUAAAAAUAAUUACUGACAAAUACUCAUUUCCUAUGUUUGUUUAUACUUGGAUUAUAAAAAAAACUUUUAUUUUUUAGCUUGCUGCAAGUUUUGAUAUUUUUUUUUUUUGUUAGAAUAUGUUUAGAAACUUUGGAUGAGUUCAGAAGUCUUAAGUAUGCAAGUGUUUACGUGAUUGUGCCAUUCCAAAGUGCAUCAGAACUGUCAUUCCCUUCUAGUAUCUUCUCAGGAGUAAUACAGAUCAGGUAUUUCAUCAUCAUUUGGUAAUGUACAAACUCCAGUGAACUCCCAAGGACACUCACAACAUGUAUAUUCACGUGCUGUAUGUAAGGGUGUGGGUAUGUGUGAAGGGGUAAGUCUAGACACUUACUCUGUGUUUGUGUGUAUCUCUAUAUAAGCAGAUAUACACCACAUUGAAAAUAUUCAAUGUAUAUCUCUAGGUGUAUAGAUAUAUGUUCGUGUGUAUCUCUUUCCUUUUGUUUACAACUGUUCAAAAAAAACCUCAAAGUAGCUCUCUUCAACAGAAGAGAGGUAGUUUCCAAGCAACCCAUUUUUUUUUUUAGUGUGUUCUGUACAUAAUUAUCAGAGAGCAUCAGUAUCAGGCAUAUGUAAGGCAUAUAUACUUGCCUAUUAGCAGUGGUGACUAAAUUAUCAGGUCAACAUGUGCUUUUCCCUACAAGAAAAAUACUAUGAGAUGAACAAGUAGAAAAGCAUUUCUUCAAGCUCUCAGUGAUAACCAGGGAGUUUAUGUGGGCACAUCAGUCACCUUUGGGGUUGCUGUGUACAAUGAAAUUUAUAAUCGUGAUACUCUUGGGUGGUAGUUUUAAGACACUACUAAUACGCAGAAAGCGUUCCAGCUCUUGCUGGCAACUACUGUUUAACAGUCAAUCAAAUCUGUGAUAAUGGUUGGAAGUGGGUGGGAUUAUGAAAUUGUAGUUUUUAGAAAAACUUGUGAAUGAAAAUGAAUCCAAGUGUUUCAUGUGAAGAUGUUGAGCCAUUUCUAUCAUGCAUUCCUGUCUCAUGGCAGAAAAUUUUGAAGAUUAAAAAAUAAAAUAAUCAAAA